AAUGCCACUGUCAAGAAUAUGUCCGCCGCUGCUCUGUGAAGCAGUGUACUUUGGAACGCGAACCCGAUCGAAGCCACGAUUCUCCGAGUCUGCAAGUUGUCGAGUGUAUCGUAUAUUGUUCGUAUGUUACGACGAGGGCAAGAGUCGUGCAAUCCGCGAUGGUGCGACUGUUGAGUUUUAUCGUGACCCUUGGUUAUCUGUACUGUGCGAACGGAGCAAGAUUGGAAGUUGCUUUUCAGUGGAAAUACUUGGAUUGGACCUGGCCGAAUGUUCACCUGACAGGAAGAAAUCAAACGCUGGGUAACGCGUUCACCCAGGACGUAGACGUCGAUAGAUACGGUCGUGUAUUCGUAACAAGUCCUCAGUGGUUGGAUGGUGUCCCGAUUAGCUUGUCGUUAAUAACGACUGCCUAUGGUUUGGGUGGUCCUUUGCUGACGCCAUAUCCUGAUUGGACCUGGCACACGCCGUACAGUUGUGACAGCAUAAUAUCUGUGUACAGGUUGGCGAUAGACGAAUGCAAUCGUUUAUGGGUUGUGGAUACUGGUCGCAUCGGAGGAAACGCCGUUUGUCCAACGAAAAUAUUGAUCUUCGAUCUUGCGAACGACCAGUUGGUUCAUAAAUACGUGGUUCCGGGUGAUCAAGUGAUAUUCGGGAAGGCAGCAUUAGUUACACCAAUCGUCGACGUCGGAAAAACGUGUCUCGAUACUUAUCUCUACGUGGCGGAUGUGAAUCAAAAUGGCCUACUGAUUUAUGACUUGUAUCACGAUUAUUCGUGGCGAGUAAACAACACGCGUGGCAAUGCUUUCGGCCCGGAUGACGAUGCCAUGAACAUCACGAUCGCUGGUGAAUCGUUCAAUUUAACCGAUGGCACUCUCGGAAUGUCAUUGUCUCCGUUUGGAUAUUUCGACGAAAGGUACCUCUAUUUCAAUUCGUUGGCCAGCUAUCGACAAAAGUUUACGGAUACGUACUCUUUAAAGCAAAGUAAAUACAACGAGCCGAUAGUGUUCGAAUCGAAUUAUAAGCGAGCGAGCCAAGCGGGUGUACAAGCAACGUCGCGAAGAGGCGUAAUAUUUUUCCAAUUAGUCCAAUUAACGGCGGUCGCUUGUUGGAACAUUGAGAAACCAUUUACACCGGAAAACGUCGUGGUAAUUGCUCAAGACGAGGCGACACUGCAGUACGUGAGUGGCAUCAAAGUAAUUACAAAUAGACAGGGCGAAGAAGAGUUGUGGUUCAACACAAACAGAUUACAAAAGACGAUAAAUAUGACCCUGAAACCAACCGAAACGAACUUUCGUAUAAUCAGAGGGAAAGUCGAUGAUAUUAUCAGAGGGACGAAUUGCGAACCUUCUGGCAUAAAACGUAAAUUUCCAGAUACCAACUUCUGGCACCGGAUAUAAAUCAGAUGAAUUUCAAAUCAGAAUCAUCUACUCUUACGUAAUGAUUGCAAAAUCAUAGGGGCGUCGAAGAUGUGCUUAAUCUGCUCUGCAAUGAGAUUUGUACAGAAUUGUAAAGCUCUUUGUACAGACGAUAUAAAAUAACUUUCGUCGU
Frieseomelitta varia is the source of this 1548-nucleotide messenger RNA. Its product is annotated as protein yellow-like. Bases 159 to 1397 code for a protein of 412 amino acids. Gene Ontology annotation, cellular component: extracellular region. NCBI's taxonomy places the organism in Eukaryota, Metazoa, Arthropoda, Insecta, Hymenoptera, Apidae. The record is from RefSeq and is a predicted model, not a curated record. The transcript has 3 exons.